Ostrea edulis (European flat oyster) is the source of this 2278-nucleotide messenger RNA. Its product is annotated as intraflagellar transport protein 81 homolog. Gene Ontology annotation, biological process: intraciliary transport; cilium assembly. Gene Ontology annotation, cellular component: cilium; centrosome; intraciliary transport particle B. The transcript has 16 exons. Lineage: Eukaryota; Metazoa; Mollusca; Bivalvia; Ostreida; Ostreidae. Bases 116 to 2161 code for a protein of 681 amino acids. Gene Ontology annotation, molecular function: tubulin binding. The record is from RefSeq and is a predicted model, not a curated record.
UUUUGCGAUAUCAUCCGGGGAACUGCAUAUUUUCUGAAGACAGACUCUGACAGAGGAAACUCGUAUUUGGUGAAAACAAACUUCUAUUACAUGAAAGUAUAUCCAUGAAAUAAAGAUGAGUGAACAAUUGAAGUACAUAGUCCAAGAACUGGCCAAGGAGCCAUUCAGCAAGACUUACAACCUGAUAUCAUUUGAUUCCCUUGAGCCCUUACAACUUCUUCAAGUUCUGACUGAUGUUCUGGGUAUUAUUGAUCCAAAGCAAAAAGUUGAUAUCCGGGAGGAAGCACCAGAUCAAACUGCAGUUAGAAUGUUCAACACACUGAGAAUUCUCAAGUACAAACCUCCCACGGAAGAUGUACAAACGUUCCGAGGCGGUUUAGUGCAGGGGGAUAAAUUAAUCAUCUAUCCCAUACUGGAGUGGCUGCUGAAGCGCAUUCCGGAUCUCCAGAAAAGAGCUUACUUGGCUCGGUUUUUAGUGAAGGUGGAUGUUCCCCCAGAAAUCAUGGCAGAGGACCCCAUUCCUGAUCUCUAUGCACAGUAUGAGGAGGCUAUGGAUCAAUUCAAAGAAAUGCAUAAGGAGGCAGAAGGCUUAAAAAAUUCUGGAUUUAACACAGGAGAAAUCAGAAAGGACAUUUCUAACAUGGAAGAUGAGAAAGAACAACUGAUUAAACGUGUCGAAAGACUCAAAAGAAAGGUGGAGUCUCAUCCAAAUUCCACCACCAUGAUGAAUGUGGCCAGAAAUUUACGCCUGGAAAGAGACCGAGAGAAGAAGCUAGCUGAGCAGAGGCAAGAGCAGUCCAUGCUGAUUCAACAUGAAGAUCAGAAAAUUCGGCGACUGCAGUCCCAGUUACAUGACACUAGACAAGCGGCUGUUGGAGCCAAUGCAGAGGUGAUGCUACAAAGGCUUGAGGAGGAAACGCGCACCAACAAGUACAUCGUGAUGGAGAAGAUGCCCAAAGAGAUGGCACAACAGAAGAAAAUUUUACUGAAUCUUCAGAAGGUGGUGGCUGAGCCAGCUAUGGGGCAGUCAGAUCUGGAUAAGCUUCAUGACCAGAUUGGUAAUUUGACUGAGGAGAUAAAACAGCUUGUGGAGAAGAAACUCCGAACAGAAGACACAACUGACAACAAGUCCGCCUUAUUCAAACAGCAGGCUGCAAUAAUAGCUAGCAAGAAGGAGGGAGCUUUUAGAGAUUUCCGAGAUGUGCGAGAUACAUAUCACAAGAUAUCUAUGGAGUUGGAGCAGAAGCAAGAUGUUGCCAAGGAAGCUGGGGGUGGAGAAGUUCUAAAAGGAGAGGACUUCAAAAGAUAUGUCAACAAAUUAAGGAGCAAGAGUACAAUAUACAAAAAGAAGAGGCAGGAGAUCGCUGAGAUCAGGGCUGAGCUGGGAGUUCUGUCUCGCACUGAGCAGAUUCUUAGUCAGCGAGAUGAAUUCAUUACCAGGAGCCUGGAAGCAGUAGAAAACAAGAAAGGCGUCUCUGGGUAUCGUCAGACGCAGGAAGAACUGGAGAAAGUGUCAGCUGUUAAGAGUGAACUGGAUGAGAAAAAAGGAAAAACUUUGGAGGAUAUCUCUGACAUGGUUCAGCGACUUACCAGGACCAUUGCUGCUAAGAAGAAUUCUUUGGCUCCAAUAAUCAAGGAGCUGAGGCCAAUGAGACAGCGAGCCCAGGAGCUGACAAAUCGCCACACAGAGAAGAAGCAAGCCUAUGAUACGGCUGCUGCCGGCCUGGAGAGUAACAUGGCCAAACUAGAACAGGAGGUUCGUGCCUACCAGGAAGAGUGUUCUCAGGAGGAGUCGCGCUAUCACUACCUCCACUGCAUGAUGCAGAUGGUGGAGGUUCAGCAGAGGAAGGUGGCUGAUGAAAUGAAAGCCUACACAUCUGCAGACCCGUACGCUCGCAAAAAGACUUACAGGGAGCUGUACCAGAGGAAAGUUCAAGAACAGGAGAACCUUGGUAAGGGCCUGAGGGAACAGCAGAAGUCGGUCAGGGAGAACCACGGCCCCAGUCUCAGGCAAAUGAAGAUGUGGAAGGACGUGGAAAGACUGCUGGAGUGCAAGAGGCACUGCUUCGAGUUGUCAGGGGGGCUGGGAGGAGGUCUCGGAGGGGGUGUCUAUGGAGAUCAGCCCCCUGCUGUAUUGGAGGAAGACCGACUUGUCAUGUGAUAAACUUUGUGUUAGUGAACAAUCCAAUUAUCUGACUAUUUGGUGUUAGUAGAUCUCUACAUCAUUCCGUCCAAUUUCUUUGAAGUAUUUAUUAAAAUUUAUGAUUUUGGGUCAAAA